This is a messenger RNA of Glycine soja, 2617 nucleotides long. Its product is annotated as pentatricopeptide repeat-containing protein At1g09900-like. Bases 442 to 2247 code for a protein of 601 amino acids. Gene Ontology annotation, molecular function: protein binding. The transcript is spliced from 3 exons. The record is from RefSeq and is a predicted model, not a curated record. NCBI's taxonomy places the organism in Eukaryota, Viridiplantae, Streptophyta, Magnoliopsida, Fabales, Fabaceae.
CUACUGCGGAAACCGAUUCCACUUAGGCUUGGCGCUAUAUAUGAACAUUGAACCCUCUGCUGUCUCCCUAAGCUGACGCACAACCUAGUACACACACCUUCGCAGUUUGCCGCUCAACACUGCACAGCGUUGCCACAGUUACCUCUGUCGUAGAGCAACCUCUUCACCCACCGGGUUCAGAUUUGAUGAAUGACUAGUGAAGUAACUAUGUGAAAGUUUGCCCUUGGUGUUGUGUUGUUGUCGUGGAUGCUUAGAUUUUGACUAUCAUUAAGGCAGUUACUGCAGGUUAUGGGAGUUGGUGAAAAUGGAUUUGGUGGCAUGAGAGUUUGUGUAGCAAGUGUUGAAAGAUGGUGAAGCAAUGGACUUGGUCAUUUAAACACUUCCACUGAGAAAGUUGUAACACUGAUUCUGCAUUCAAUUUGGUGAGAGUAUAUAAUAUAUAUGGCCUGCAAAUCUCACGUAUUUGGUCUGUCUGGUGGGGUUAUUGACUUUAGAAAACCUAAGGGCACUUGGUCUAGAAAGCAUUUGGGCAAUUGUGUGUUUGCUGUUUCGAAAUAUGAAAAUUCUGGUUUGAAAGGUAAUCUGCAACAUUCUGAAAGAUUCUCUAAAGGUGCUUUAAAUGGGGUCAAUACAUCCUUGAAUUUUGAGGAGUCUGAGAUUCAUCAUCUCUGCAGGUUGAUUAGAAAUGGGGAAUUGGAGGAAGGUUCUAGGUUUCUUGAGUAUAUGACUAACAAAGGAAAAAUCCCUGAUGUUGUUGCUUGCACUGCUUUAAUCCGUGAGUUUUGCAAGAUUGGUAGGACUAAGAAUGCAACUCGAAUCAUGGGAAUUCUGGAGGAGUCUGGAGCUGUUAUUGAUGCAAACAGUUACAAUGUUUUGAUUAAUGCUUAUUGCAAAUCAGGGGAGAUAGAGGAAGCCUUGCGGGUUUUAGAUCACACGAGUGUUGCUCCAAAUGCUGCUACAUAUGAUGCAGUUUUGUGUAGUUUGUGUGAUAGAGGGAAAUUGAAGCAAGCCAUGCAAGUACUUGACAGGCAGCUGCAAAGCAAGUGUUACCCAGAUGUAGUUACAUGCACUGUAUUGAUUGAUGCAACUUGUAAAGAAAGUGGAGUUGGUCAGGCAAUGAAGCUGUUCAAUGAGAUGAGGGGAAAAGGAUGCAAACCUGAUGUGGUUACAUAUAAUGUUCUUAUAAAAGGGUUUUGCAAAGAAGGUAGGUUGGAUGAAGCAAUUAUAUUUUUAAAGAAAUUGCCAUCCUAUGGUUGUCAGUCUGAUGUGAUUUCUCACAAUAUGAUCUUGCGUAGCUUGUGUAGUGGUGGCAGAUGGAUGGAUGCUAUGAAACUAUUGGCUACCAUGCUUCGUAAGGGGUGUUUCCCGAGUGUUGUUACUUUCAAUAUCUUGAUCAAUUUCUUGUGCCAGAAAGGCUUACUAGGUAAAGCCCUUAAUGUCUUGGAGAUGAUGCCAAAGCAUGGUCAUACUCCUAAUUCCAGAAGUUUCAAUCCAUUGAUUCAAGGGUUUUGUAACAGAAAAGGUAUUGAUAGAGCAAUUGAGCACUUGGAAAUAAUGGUAUCUAGGGGUUGUUACCCAGAUAUAGUGACCUAUAAUAUUUUGCUAACUGCAUUAUGCAAAGAUGGGAAGGUGGAUGAUGCAGUUGUGAUACUGAGCCAGCUAAGUUCCAAGGGUUGCUCUCCUUCUCUAAUUAGUUAUAAUACAGUGAUUGAUGGGCUUUUGAAGGUUGGAAAAACAGAGUGUGCUGUUGAACUUUUUGAAGAGAUGUGCAGAAAAGGUCUUGAAGCAGAUAUAAUUACUUACAAUAUAAUAAUUAAUGGGCUUUUAAAGGUGGGAAAAGCCGAACUGGCUGUAGAGCUCUUGGAAGAGAUGUGUUAUAAGGGUCUUAAGCCUGAUCUAAUUACUUGCACUUCAGUAGUGGGGGGCCUAAGUCGUGAAGGAAAGGUUCAUGAAGCAAUCAAAUUUUUCCAUUACUUGAAAGGGUUUGGUAUUAAACCCAAUGCAUUCAUUUAUAACUCAAUAAUGAUGGGACUAUGUAAAGCUCAGCAAACCAGUCUUGCCAUAGAUUUUCUGGUUGAUAUGGUGGCAAACGGAUGUAAACCUACUGAGGCUUCCUAUACUACUCUCAUAAAAGGCAUUACUUAUGAAGGAUUAGCUGAGGAAGCUUCGAAGUUGUCAAAUGAAUUGUACUCCAGAGGACUUGUGAAGAAAAGUUUGAUUGUAAAAGUAAGUCAAGACGUAGAAUAAAACAUCAAUAACAAUAGCCAAAUCUUAUCCCAUUAAGUUGGGUUCAGCUACAUGGUCUCGUUGAUCCCUUUUCAGUUCUAUCAAGAACCAAAAUUUCAAAUCAAUAAGACCAUUUUUGUGAUAGUUCUAUAAACCAAUUGAGAUGUAGUAUACAAUGCAUUUUUACAUUGCACUACUAAAUGGCUCUUUCUAUUUAUGAACUUAGAUUUUGUUGUCCCCUAUUUUAGUUACCACCGAUCACUUGGUCUAGUUUACAGAUUUUCGUUUUUACGUUUCAAUUUUGUAAUCCCCCCCUAUUAUAGAUUAUAGUUUGUGUUUCACUUGUUGGUCUAGAAUAUAAAUAUUCAAUUGAUCGUCUUCUGAAGCCAAA